GAGCGAAGCAGACUGUCCGCACAGCAGCCAAAGCCGAUGAAUUCGCUCAGGGAAUAAAUAUCUAUAAACCUCGCGGCUGUUUCGUUACGGGAAUAACACUUGCUCGUGGACGCAUGUGAGCGCGCACAUGCCUCGCCGGGACGAUACACCAUGGCUCUGACACAAGUGCGGCUCUCGCUGCCUCCGCUCCUCUGACCACAGAAAGAAAAAGAAAAAAAAAGUCUUUGGAUCUCAGCGAGAAGGCUGUUAUUUCUUUCCUUCACUGACUCUCAGCGAAAAAUAUUGCUGGAAAUAUCCUCCGGAUGGUGAUCAGGGGCCGGACUACCUGUUUUCAGCUGAUUCGCGCAGUGCGAGGAGAAGGGACCGGAGGACUUGCGCCCAUUGCCUUUUCUUUGGUUUAAUAACGCACGUUGGGGAUCGGUGGAAGGGGGAGACGGGCUGCUAUAUUCAAGCAAUUUACACCGACGGGUGCUGCUUCCUCCGAACUCUCACCUUUACGUGUUUUGGUGAAUGGGGGUAACUCUGGUCCUGGAGGCUUGACGCAGCUGGAACAGGGACAGGGACAGGGACUGGGUGCGUGGAGCGUCGGAUCACCCAGGAUUGUACUCCCUCCUCACUCUCUCUCUCUCUCUCCCUCUCCCGUGGGUCUAUUUACAUGUCCAACCUGACCGCUUUAUGACAAUGGAUUACUUUCUGCUUUUAUGCAGCCUCUCGCUGCCUGUGGUGUCCGCCGUGGAAGAGACGCUGAUGGACACGAAGUGGGCUACAACAGAAUUGGCCUGGACUGCACACCCUGAGACCGGGUGGGAAGAAGUGAGUGGCUAUGAUGAUGCCAUGAACCCCAUCCGGACCUACCAAGUCUGCAAUGUGCGUGAGCACAAUCAGAAUAACUGGCUACGUAGUGACUUCAUCCCACGAAAAGAUGUGCUGCGUGUAUAUGUGGAGAUGAAAUUCACAGUGCGUGAUUGUAACAGCAUUCCCAACAUCCCUGGUUCCUGCAAAGAGACCUUCAACCUCUUCUACUAUGAGUCUGACUUAGACUCAGCCACAGCCACCAGCCCUUUCUGGAUGGAGAACCCUUAUGUGAAGGUGGACACUAUUGCCCCAGAUGAGAGCUUCUCCAUGCUCGAGUCUGGACGGGUAAACACAAAAGUCCGAAGUUUCGGGCCACUGUCAAAAGCCGGGUUCUACUUGGCCUUCCAGGACCUUGGUGCUUGCAUGUCACUCAUUUCCGUGAGGGUGUUUUAUAAGAAGUGCUCCACCACAAUCGCCAAUUUUGCCAUUUUCCCAGAGACAGCAACUGGGGCUGAAGCAACGUCCUUGGUCAUUGCACCAGGAACUUGUGUCCCCAACGCCCUGGAGGUGUCAGUGCCACUGAAGCUUUAUUGCAAUGGAGAUGGGGAGUGGAUGGUUCCCGUAGGAGCCUGCACCUGCUCCGCUGGUUUUGAACCAGCAAUGAAGGAUACCCAAUGUCAAGCUUGCAACCCUGGCACCUUCAAAUCCAAACAGGGAGACAUCUUCUGCUUGCCCUGUCCCGCCAACAGCCGUGCCAGCUCAGGAGCAGCCAGCGUUUGCUCCUGUCGAAAUGGUUACUACCGCUCAGACACUGACACACCUGACUCUCCCUGUACCACUGUUCCCUCCGCACCACGCAGUGUCAUCUCCAGUGUGAAUGAGACCUCGCUUUUGCUGGAAUGGAGUGAGCCCCGUGACUUGGGAGGCCGCGAUGACAUCGUUUACAAUGUCAUCUGUAAGAAGUGCCUGCCUGAGCGGGGAAUGUGCUCGCGGUGUGAUGACAAUGUAGAUAUCUCCCCACGCCACCUGGGUCUGACCCAGCGCCGCGUGGCCGUCCGUAACCUGCAAGCCCACACGCAGUACAGCUUCGAGAUCCAGGCGGUCAACGGUGUUUCCAACAAGAGCCCUUAUACACCUCAGUUCUCUGCAGUGAAUAUCACCACAAAUCAGGCUGCUCCAUCUGCAGUUCCCACGGUUCACCUGAUGGCGGCCACAGCGAGCACCAUGAGCCUGUCCUGGCUGCCUCCAGAGAAACCCAACGGAAUCAUUCUGGAUUAUGAGAUUAAGUACCAUGAGAAGGUAAGCAGCAAUGAUCAGGGCGAGGCCAUCGCCCAUACCAUGACGGCCCAGCGAAGCAAUGCACGCAUUGAAGGUCUAAAAGCUGGUACGCCUUAUGUGGUACAGGUCCGUGCCCGAACAGUGGCUGGUUACGGCCGUUACAGCAGCCCGGCUGACUUCAGCACCAACCUGCAAACUGACCCUCCAAAGUCAUGGCAGGAGCAGCUGCCACUCAUCAUAGGAUCAGCCACUGCCACCUUGGUCUUCAUCAUUGCAGUUGUUGUCAUUGCUAUCGUCUGCCUCAGAAAGCAGAGAAAUGGUUCAGAGUCGGAGUACACAGAGAAACUGCAGCAGUACAAAUCCCCUAUAGUAACGCCAGGAAUGAAGGUCUACAUUGACCCCUUUACCUAUGAGGACCCCAACGAAGCAGUGCGCGAGUUUGCCAAGGAGAUCGAUGUCUCCUGCGUGAAGAUCGAGGAGGUCAUCGGCGCAGGUAACCCACCAAAGCUCCUGAGCUACAGGGGGAAGACUGCUAGUCACCUCCAGGCCAUACCGUUAGAGGACUUCACACCAAGCGGAGAGUUUGGGGAGGUGUGCCGCGGUCGCCUCAAGCUACCUGGGCGCCGGGAGAUCAUCGUAGCCAUCAAGACUCUCAAGGUGGGCUACACUGACCGCCAGAGGCGAGACUUCCUGUCCGAGGCUUCCAUCAUGGGACAGUUCGACCACCCCAACAUUAUCCGUCUGGAAGGUGUGGUUACCAAGAGUCGGCCAGUGAUGAUUGUGACUGAGUUCAUGGAGAAUGGGGCACUGGACUCUUUUCUAAGGCUCAAUGAUGGGCAGUUCACAGUGAUCCAGCUGGUUGGCAUGCUGCGCGGUAUCGCAGCAGGCAUGAAGUACCUAUCGGACAUGAACUACGUGCACAGAGACCUGGCUGCCCGUAAUAUCUUGGUCAACAGUAAUCUGGUGUGUAAAGUGUCUGACUUCGGUCUAUCUCGUUUCCUCGAGGAUGACCCUACAGACCCCACCUACACUAGCUCACUGUAUUUCAUGCUCACCUACUCAUUCGCAUAUCCACAGGGAGGGAAGAUCCCUAUUCGCUGGACAGCUCCCGAGGCGAUUGCCUACAGGAAGUUCACCUCAGCCAGUGAUGUGUGGAGCUACGGCAUUGUCAUGUGGGAAGUGAUGUCGUAUGGCGAGCGGCCGUACUGGGACAUGAGCAAUCAAGAUGUGAUAAACGCCGUGGAGCAAGACUAUCGACUGCCCCCACCCAUGGACUGCCCCACAGCACUGCACCAGCUCAUGCUGGACUGCUGGGUAAAAGAGAGAAACCUGCGACCCAAAUUCACCCAGAUUGUGGCAACGCUGGAUAAGCUUAUCCGCAAUGCUGCCAGCCUCAAGGUGGUCACCAACAGUACACAGUCUACUGGGGUAUCCCAGCCCUUGCUUGACCGCUGUGUGCCAGACUAUACCACUUUCACCACUGUGGGGGACUGGCUGGAUGCCAUUAAGAUGAGCCGCUACCGUGACAACUUUGUGAACGCCGGAUUUGCUUCCUUUGACCUGGUGGCCCAGAUGACAGCAGAGGACUUGCUGCGGAUAGGGGUGACGUUGGCGGGCCAUCAAAAGAAGAUUCUUGGUAGCAUUCAGGACAUGAGACUACAGAUGAACCAAACACUUCCUGUCCAGGUGUGAGCAACAGGAAACACAGACCGAUGUAGUCAAAGGACAGCCGGACGGGAAUAGGGGGAAGAACUGUGCCAGAGAGAGCCAUUGGAAAACCCUAGCUGCCUGACCCAUCUCUGCCAAUUAGACGCGAUGAAACUGGCUUGCGGUGCCUCUGAUUAUAUUUUUGUCUUUAUUUCAUUUCCACUUCCAUUUCCUGUUCCUGCUCUUGUGUUAUUUGUCAUUGUUUCUUUUUCCAUCUAAUCAGAAUUUUUGUGUGUUUUUGAAGGAGGAGAAAGAAUUAACCCCCUUAUAUCCCAUGCGUGCCUCACCAGCUCUGGUGUGGGUUGACGUUUGCAUGCAUGUGUGUUUUAGUGAGGUUGGCCUUAGCCCUGUAACUAAAACGUCACCUCACGCAAGAGCCCCUCCCUUUGACCCCUGACCCCAGCUCUGAUGGACGUAAAAUAUAGUAAUGAAUGAACACCCUGUAUAAAAAAAAGUGAGCAAACGUUCGCACACAUAAAAAACAUGACAAAAAAGGAGAUGUUUUGGACCCACAAGAGAUAGAGGACAAUUCUUUCCCUGAUAGAAGUUGUUUUACUGUGCACGUGUGUUUUUCUCCAUCUUCAUAUUGAAGGUGUGUUAUCUAAAAGGGCACUUGCUGGAGAAGGGUGAGGUGGUGUAGGAGGAAAUAUGAUGGGCUGAAGUCAAAGGUCAAGUGGAUGACAGAGGUCAAAAAGGUCAAAGGAGUGCAGCCACAUUUUUGGAGACUUGUUUUGACUGCUGAAUCCUCAGUAGGUCACAGAUGACCUCUUCACUUUGACCUGAAGUGACUCAGGAUAGUUCCACAGCUUAGGAUCACCUGUUAUCUGUUUUUACACAUACAAAUGUUUAUGUUUGUUUGUCCACGCUACAUCUUUUUUUCUCCCCCCCUUUUUGGACUUUUUUACACAUUUUUGGGAGAUUUGUGAUUUAAAAAUGGCCAGCCAAUCCCAAGUAACCCCACUGGACACUUUAUGUGAUUAAGGGGAGACAUGGACUGUGGCAACAAUAUACAAAGACCACUUGGCCUUUUGUGUGCGUUUUUGUAUGUGUGUGUGUGCACAUGUUUGUGUGUAUGUGUGGUUAUGUGUGCCUGGAUGUGCGAAUGUGUUAAGUUGCACACAAGUAUACUGUACAGUAUGGCUUCUGCUAUUUGCCACCGUGGAGAAUUAACGCAUGAACUGAACCGUGACAAGGAGCAAAUAUAUCUGAAACAACUACGCUAUAUUCUGUGGACAACUGUUAAACAUUCUUUUUUAUUGAAUCCAAAACAAUGAACCUUGGAUAUACACACACAUAUAUAUAUGAAAAAAUAUAUAUAUAUGCAUCAUGCAAAAACUGAGAAAAACCAUGACGGACACCUUACUUCCUGCUUACUAUUAUCUGGAUUUAGAAAUAAUCAAAAUUCUUGUUUUAAUUUCUUGACAUCCUGCCCUAUGUAUUUAUUUGUACCUCGCCCGCCAACCCCCGCCACCCCACCAAUACUCAGAUGGACUGUGGGCCAUUUGGGACAGUGGACUUGGAACAGUCAGAAGGAAGAGAAACUCCAAGAGGAUUCACCUAAUGAAUUGAUGAUUAUUAAAAGAAAUUGCAUAUAAAUUGGAUAUUGUAUUUUUGUUGUUGUUCUAAACAGCCUGUACAUGUUUUGUAACAAAAAUACGAUAAAUAACAAAAGAAAAACGGUGUUUUGACAAAAUGAAAGUGUUGUUGUGAAAUGAUUCAGAGUGACGUUAACAAAAAAAGCAAAGCAGGAAGAGAGAGAAGUGGCGGAAAGUCAGGACUGAGAGAGGAAGAGAUUAACCCAUGGUUAGACAGCUGGUAAUAACAUGUCACCCUUUUGCUCUACGUCCAUUGUAGUGUGAGUGUCUAUGUAGGUGUGUUCAAGUUUGUGUGUGCCACCUGAACUGGAUAUUAAGCCUCCCCAAUCAAUUUAAUUUUCAGCAUAAAGAGCAUUUGUGAAUCCCCAAGCUUUUACUAAUUGUCUUCCAAGCACAUUUUUUUCAACUCAAAACCUCCCACGGACCACUCAGAUGCAUCUCUAGGGUUUACCUAUGUUUUGUUUUUACUUAUUUACCAUCACCUCCAACAAUGGGAUCCUCCCAACCAAACUUAUUUACGACUGUUAAAAGAGUCAUUCCAGGGGAAGGUACAGAGAUGAGGCAGCCUACCUUCCAAUCAUUUCAAUCGUCCUAGAGGCGGAGCUCCAUCACAAGCCCUGCUGUUUGCCGCGCUGCAACAAGAUCCUCAUCAGAGAAUUCAGAGCUGUCAGAAGAGAAACCUAUUGGUCUUUGUCUGUCAGGUCGAUUAAUGCAGCAGCCAAUCUGGCAUUGCGAGGAUACGAGCAUGCGGCGAGUGCAGACAUACGGCAAGCUGACCUAUCAUUAUCUCUCUUCAUUUCCUGCCUGGCCUGCAAUCAUCCUGUCUCGGGCUGCUGCAUGAUUAGUACAGUGCAGGAUCAACAGCCCUGGCACGCAGACAGCCAAAAUCUGCAGGCCCCCUCAUCCUAAAUGAUAGCAGCUGCAUCACGGAGACCAUACUAUUUGCGCUUCUGACAGAGGGGUGUUUGAAGGUAGUAGAUUAAGAGAUGGCGCUGAAUCACUAGUGCGAUCUUCCGGUGCUCAUAUUGUUUGGGUUGGAGCUGAUCAAUGCAAUAUGUGACUAUUAUUAGUUAGGUGUGUAAUGCUAGCAUGAUGUUAGUGGCCGUGCAGUCUGUCUUGCCAUAUUAAUUUUGUCAGCCACUCUUAAGACCCUUGAAAAGCCAUGGAGAGUAUUAUGCAAAAAAGCAAUGUGUUCCCUAUUUCUACUGUUUCAUCUUAUUCCACUUACAGAUGUUUUCAUAAUUGCUAGUACAUGUUUUAAAAGGCUUACUAACCUGUAACAGUUGUAGUACAACAUCAAGUAGUAAUUUUAACAGUAGUGUACACACACUAUACAGGAAAUAAGUCUCACAUUUUUUAAUUGGUUUCAUCAAAGUGUCAGUUCUGAUUUCUGAUAUGAUGACUCAAAAUCAGAAGCGCCGGAAUCAUCAACAAGAUUUGCCAACAUGAUGAGAAUGUGUUGAAAGAUCCUUUUAGAUGAUCAAACAUUUUUUCUUGAUAUCAUUCUACAGGAUUAUUUUGUUUUUUUCCAAAGCAAAACAGCAUUUUGAUUGAAAAAGAGUAAUAGAGUACACAUUUGGAGGAGCAGAAGAGCAGAAUUAAUGCAAUCAGAAGCUCACUUUUACUCAACGUCUCUCAGGAAUAUACAAUAUUACUCCCUCUUCUUCCACUCAUCUCAUUCAUUCAGUCAGCUAAGCCCUGCUGUUACAAACUCGCACGUGGCACCUAACAAGACACAGUCGAUGAGCAUAAAAUAAAGAAGUUGGGAUGAGGGUUGUGGGGGGCAUAUCAGGGCUAAACACAAUCAGAUGCCAGACAUGCCCCCUCAUGAAAAAUGGCAGCGCUUUGGAAUUUGCAUGAACUAUUGAUGAGGUGCACAUGGUGUGCUGGGAUCUGGAGUUGUGUUCACCAAAGCCAACCAGCCGUGAGUGAUGAGCUCAACUGGCACUGUUGCACAUCUUACAAUGAUUAAACUGCCACCACAUCAGCUGCAAACAAUUGAUCAUUAAGUGGAUUUUUCACACAUUCAUGGGAGUGUUUGAUGUUUAACAUUCACAUAGAGGAAAAGAACACGUUCUCAUGUGCUUUUUGUUCAUCUUCCUGACUGCAAAGUGCUGAAAUUAAGAUGGACUGUAAUGUUUCUGUUUCUUUGAGUGUGCGUGGAAUAAAAGGAUUGCCAUUUUAUACAGAAACAUUUUGAUCAGCAGACUCUAGGCUUUGUCAGAUGUGAGUAUCUCUUUGUGUGCCAAUGGGAUUCAAACUAUCCCAACAUUCCUUCCAUUUUUCUUUCCCUAUUUUACAUCCUUUAAAGAAUAUCAAACUCACACACCGCCCUCCCUGAAACCCCUUUACUUGCAACUUUCGAACUUUCUUUUCUUCAGUUGUCUGUUUUAAAUAAAUAUACUGUACAUGGUUCUGUCUUUUCUUUUGUCUUAUAACAAGCUCACUGCACAUCUGUCUUGGUCACUUUUGAAAACUCCCUCUUCAUACAUUGAAUUGAGAUGUUUCAGGGAGUGCUGUACAUGAAUAGUGACCUGGGAGGGAAGGCAGAAUAAAGCGCCGAGAAAUUCAAUUGUUAAUUCCUCUUCGAAAAGCAUUGAGAUGUAUUUAAUGGUGCAGACAUACACAACAAAGUACUAAAUAAUGAUGAUGCAUUCUUGUA
Molecule: messenger RNA, 8037 nt
Organism: Xiphias gladius (swordfish)
Lineage: Eukaryota; Metazoa; Chordata; Actinopteri; Istiophoriformes; Xiphiidae
Product: ephrin type-B receptor 3-like
Exons: 16
Coding region: 676-3765 (1029 amino acids)
Biological process (GO): cell surface receptor protein tyrosine kinase signaling pathway; protein phosphorylation; axon guidance
Cellular component (GO): plasma membrane; neuron projection
Molecular function (GO): ATP binding; transmembrane-ephrin receptor activity; protein binding
Source: RefSeq, a predicted model, not a curated record